This is a messenger RNA of Amphimedon queenslandica, 2696 nucleotides long. RefSeq names its product telomere length regulation protein TEL2 homolog. NCBI's taxonomy places the organism in Eukaryota, Metazoa, Porifera, Demospongiae, Haplosclerida, Niphatidae. Gene Ontology annotation, biological process: 'de novo' cotranslational protein folding. The record is from RefSeq and is a predicted model, not a curated record. Gene Ontology annotation, molecular function: Hsp90 protein binding; telomeric repeat DNA binding. Bases 41 to 2596 code for a protein of 851 amino acids. The transcript is spliced from 15 exons. Gene Ontology annotation, cellular component: cytosol.
AGAUUUUUGGUUCAAAUUUGUGCUCUGAAGUCUGUUAUGCAUGAGCCCCAUGGGCGUGGUAUUAGGUGUGAUCUUGAAGUUGAUAAUAAUGGAGCUUUCUGCUGUUAAUGAUUUUAAGAAAAGUCUAACUUUUAAUUGCUCUUCAUUUGAGGAUUUCUCACAAAUCAUUUCACGAGGACUGAAGUGCCUCGAGGAGGUUGAGAGUGGCCAAAAGGCAUUACUUCAUGCUCAGUUAUGCCAGAUAUUGAUAUCUUCUUGUAACGAAUGGGUUGCAUAUCAUACUGAACAUACCAGCCUCCUGAUGUUUGCUGGGCCAGUUAAAGCACUUGAAAUUAUCAGCAGUAGCAUAAUUAAAGCCAGUAUUCAAGGAUCCCAAUGGCUUGAAAGUGUUGUUCUUCAAAUGAUGAAAAAUGGUUCGAUCGAAGUCAUCCUGAGAGACAAAUCAGUCACUAGCUCACCAAACACACAGAAACUGUUAAUAAAUGGGCUCAGUCGCUUUCCUGACCUCUUCUCCUCUAAAAGAGGAAGACAGGUCUCGGAUGAAUUCCUUCCUAUUAAUUAUUACCGGAGACUGGCCAGCUGUAUGUUUAAAUCAUUGGAGUACAUUCAUUCAACGUCACUCAGUGGAGAUGCAGAGAAAAGUAAAUUAACAUUCCUUGCCUCGUUGGUAGGGAAGGUAUCCAUGUUAGGUCAUAGAGAUUCAUUUUAUGGUUGUCUUUGUCCUAAACUUGAGGAAGUGACCAAAGAUGACACUCAUUGGUCUAGCAUGUGUCAUAGUCUCUUCAUGUCCAUACCAGAGCAUCAAAUGGAGGCCACACUAGAUGGUCUCAUGCACCACGUUAGACCGUCGUUACGAUUGGGUUCUCCGUUGUGGCGUAUUCUCGGUCCCCUUCCUCUCCACUCGUCCCAGGCCAGCUACCUCCUAACUAAUAAAUAUGUUAUCAUCAGGCCUCUCUCAGACCCGAGGGUUCUUCUAGGGUACCUGGGAAGCAACAAGAAGCUACAUCCUCUACUAAUGGAGUCGAUAUUACUAUCACUGAGACUGUGGUCAGACAAGAGUGCUUUGAGGCACAUGACAGCUGGACUUCACCUUCAAAUAACUGGACAUGUUGUCCUGGGGAUGAACCUUAUCGAUCUCUCUCUCUUUCAGCCCCAACUAUCAGAAUUAACUAGUCUAGUCAUGCAAGGGAUACAAGCUCAUCUCCAGUCUCCGAUUGAUGAGUUCAAAUAUGUUGGAAUGGCAGCUGGGGAGUUUAUUAUGAACCUAUUGCAUCCUUCUCCUGAUCCUCCCUCUUCUCCUCCUUCCUCUCCUCCCUCUUCUCCUACCUCCUCUUCUUUUAAACCUCUUCAGUUCUCAUAUCCUGAAAGUGACUCAAUCUUAUGGUUGAAGUCACUCAUGAGACCCAUCACUGAUCAAGAGAAAGGUCUUGCCCCAUUGGCUCCUCCAGCAGUAAAAGAAGAUGAAAAACCUUCGCCUCUUAAAGAGAGAUAUGGAGAAGGAUUGGUACAAAGCACUGUUACCAAUGACAAUGAUAGCGACGACGAUGAUCUUCAACCUUAUGAUAUGAGUAAUGACAGGGACAGUGACAUUAAACCGCCUCCUCUUCAUCUACGGACUGCAAUACAAGGUCUCCUUGCUAAAAACGAGUUUUCAAAACACGUUUCUGCUCUGAGAGGUUUAAAGAAUCUUAUCCAAUCCAGACCAGCUGACCUGCCGGAGUUAUGUCUAGAGCUAGCCAAGAUUCUGCUACACUUAGAGGACAAUUACUCCUUAGAGCAAGAGUUUACUCAGCUAAGACAUGAUUCUCUUGUUGAGUGUGUAGCUACAUGUCCUCUACAGGUGGCUCCAUACUUAUGUGAACAGUUUUAUUCCCAGCAUUACAAUCUUAGUCAGAGGAUGACUAUACUGGAGGUAUUAACAGCUGGAGCUGGGAAGCUUUCAAAUCCACAGACAAAGAAGGUCGAGGAAUUUAGUCUAAAAGAGCCGUCUCUUGCUCCAGGGAAGAAACCAUGGCAACAGAUUGUAGAGGAAAGGGUACAAGCCAAAACUAGAUUAAUAUCAAAGGGUUCUAAAAAGCUUGAAGCUGUUCCUAAUCAGUUUAAUGAUGUGUGUGGUCAGUUCUUUUUCCCUUUGAUAUCUCAUUUUGACGUUAAUAAGAUACCAACACUUGAUCUUCAAGGAAGAGACAGUUCUCUGUUGGGUCAGUUGUUGUAUGCUCUUGGUUUAAUUGUUCAUCUUGCCGUACACUGUCCCCUGGUGCCUCUCAUGUCUGCCUCGCUCCUCGACUUCUGCUGGUCAUUUAAGUAUCACACAGACGUUUCUGUCCGCCAAGGUGUCCUAUAUUGUGUAUCUUGUGUUUUGGCAACUGUUCCUCCAUCAUCAGUUCCAGCACUAAUGGAAGGUGGUCUUAAUGAGAUACUGUUGUGGGUCAAAGAUGUUGUUGCCAAUGAUGCUAGUGAGAACUGUAGACAUUUGGCACGAAUCUCCUUGUCUCUGUUUAGUGAAGCAGUUCAACAGGUAGCAAGCAAGCAAUCCUGUUUAAUCUGUUAUGAAUCUUUUUUCUUUUGCAGCAACAACAGCAAUAAAAGUUAUUAAAAGUUAUUUAUAUUAAUAGUUACUUAACUUAUUAAUAAAACAUUAAUAAAUUUAACUCUAUUAUCUAUGAUUUAACCGGCUAGCUCAGCCACACCUAAAA